This is a messenger RNA of Antechinus flavipes (yellow-footed antechinus), 3975 nucleotides long. RefSeq names its product taperin (gene TPRN). The record is from RefSeq and is a predicted model, not a curated record. Lineage: Eukaryota; Metazoa; Chordata; Mammalia; Dasyuromorphia; Dasyuridae. The transcript has 4 exons. Bases 126 to 2717 code for a protein of 863 amino acids. Gene Ontology annotation, molecular function: phosphatase binding. Gene Ontology annotation, biological process: stereocilium maintenance; auditory receptor cell stereocilium organization; sensory perception of sound. Gene Ontology annotation, cellular component: stereocilium base.
GGGCCGUCGGGCUAGAGGAGCUGUUCCAUCAGUCCACUAUCCUGCCGGCCCGCCAGGCAGGUUGCCGGCCACUGGCGCUCGGGCGGAUUUGCCGGACUUCGCCUCCCUUCGUUCUGCAUUGUACCAUGACGAGCCUUGAGUCUCGGCGGCCGCCGGGCCUCGAUGGACUGGCGGGGUCCGGCUCCCGCUCAGUGCUGCCGGCAUGGAAACGGGAGAUACUGGAGAGGAAGCGAGCCAAGCUGGCGAGCCUGGCGGCUGGGCCCCGGAGUUUGGCUGGGGGGGACGACGGUGGGGCUGGAGUCGAGGCUGCAGCUGGAACUGUGGCCGGGGCUGGGGGCGAGUGCCCGGGGGAGCCAGCCCCGGCGGCGGAACGACUAGUGCUGGCCGAUAGCUUGGGCCCCCUGCGGGAGAACCCUUUCAUGCGGCUGGAGACUGAGCGCAAGCGGCUGCGGAGGGGGCGCGGCGCGGCACCCGGGGCCCGGUCCUCGACGGGACGACCCGUGCAGCAGCUGCUGGAGCUCUAUAGUCGCGUUCCGGGUAUCCGCACUAUUCGCGCCGACAACAUUCUCAUAAUCGAGUCCGAGCCCGGAUUCUUGCCCGGCCAACGACCCUACGAGGUGAGCUCCCCCGGUCCGCGCCCGGGCCCGGACCCAUUGCAGCAGCUGCUGGCCCGGCGUGGCUGCUCAGUGGCGGAGAUCCGGGCCACGGAGGUAGUCAUCUACGAGACUCCCCGGACAGCCGUAGAGGCGGCCGCGCAGCCAGGCAGGGUCAGCCGUCUGUUGGAGAAGUUUGAUUCCCCGCUAGCUCUUGGCGAACCCCGGCCUCGGGCCCCGUCCCCACCUCGGCGUCGCGGGAGCCCUGAGCGGAGCCGGCCUCUGGUGCCAAAGCCUUCUGCAGUCGAGCAGCGGAGCUCGGCGACCUCCCCCUCCCUGCCCAGCUCUGGACCACGUACUCCCAGCGUCGGAGAGAGAGCUGCCUGGUUUCAGGCAUCGGCAGCUGCUCCAUCUCGGCUCAGUGACUUCCUCCAGAAGACGGGCAGCAACUCUUUCACUGUCCACCCCCGGGGUCUGGCCAGAGGAGGCCGAACAGUAGUACCAAAUGGACCUGUCAUAGAGGCCACCCCGGAGCCCCGGCUGGGUCCUGCCAAUGGCCUCCCUACUGUGGGUGGGCCUGUGCCAUCCUCUUCCAGUACUUCCAAAAGCAUCAACAUUCGGAAGCCAAAUGCUGAGGAGGAGGCACCUAUCCUCCACCUUUCCCCUGGCCCUUGCCCGAUGGGCAGUGCCAAUGGGGGACCCAGUGCCACUCCAGCUGCCUCUUCCACAUUCCCCAAACACAGCCUGGCCAGUGCCACUCCCAAUCAGCGAAGGUGGGUUUCUGCAGCCACCAGCUCUAAUGACUCUUUUGAGAUCAAACCUGCCCCCAAGCCAGAUAUAGAGACCAUCCCUGAUGAGGAUGUCCAGGCUAAGGCCUUGGCUAACCUCCGGAUGAACUCCAAAAACUCCUUUAUUUUCAUCCCUAAGCCUAGGGUGGAAAUGCUGGACUCUGGGACUGGCCAUCCAGUGGGGAGCAAAGCCUUUGAGCAGCCAAAGGGAAAGGUCAGUGUUUCUUCUCAGUCUGGCCAUUUAACCCAUAUACCUCUGGAAAACGGGAGCCAGCACCCACCAGAAGUUGUACCUCCCUAUGGAAAUUACUUGGGUGUUGAGGCCCUGCAGGCAGCAGAGGAAGGGGAUCUUCAGAAACAAACAGCUACCGUUCUCUCAGAGGUGAACCACAAGUGGCAGAGAGAAGUAGUAACAUCCUCCUCUGUAGAGAGACCUUCCAAACAAGAGCCUUGCAGGGGCUUUGAGAUUUCUGACACAUCCCUCAGUUCCUCUAUCACCCAGAUUCCUGAAGAACCCAGUAGACCAGGGCUUCCUGUUACUUUUAUUGAUGAGGUAGAUUCAGAUGAUGAAUCCUACCAAGAGGCCAAACCAGCUUUCAGAUUCUCUGAUGCUCCUCAUUAUCGACCUCAUCCCUCUCUGCCCAAUAGCAAAUCUGAAGUUCACUACUUGAGCAACAAUACAUUCACAGUCGUGCCUAAUAGAAAACCAGCUGCCCCUGAGGCAAGAUUCAGCCCUCCAAAUGGGGAACUGUAUACUGAGGAAGAGGAGGAGGAAGACCAAUGGAAAGGAAAAACUCUUGAAGAUCCUGAAGCAUCCCGUGAGAAUGUGGGGUUGUUACUCAAGAAACGUUACCCCACUGUUGAUGAAAUUGAAGUGAUUGGGGGCUAUUUGUCCCUGAAGAAAUCCUGUUUAACCAAGAUGGGGUCCUCAAGAAAAAAGAUGAAGAUUUCCUUCAACGAGAAAAGCCUGCACACUACAUUUGAAUACCCCUCUGAGAGCUCAUUGGUACAGGAAGAAGAGGCGGAGGAGGAGGAAGAAGAGGGGGCAUCUGGCUCCGAGGGGGAUGAGGAGGAGAAACCCUUUGCUGUCUUCCUUCCCCGAGCAACUUUUGUUAACAGCACUGUGAUGGAGAGUGCCACUCGACCUCCAGAAUCUAGUUCAGGUCUAUCCAGUUAUACUCCAAAGCAUUCAGUGGAAUUCAGCAAAUGGCAGGAGCAGAAGUAUGAUGCAGGCCCAUUGGAAUCUGGGGCUAGCCCUCAGAAAGAAGUCAUGCUUACUCCAGCCAGCAAGAAUGACCUCUCAGACUUCCGAAGUGAGCCUGCCCUCUAUUUCUGAUCUCCUAGCACUUUGGAGUGAGAAAUGAGACAGAAUAGCAUUCCACCUUAUAGAUGGACCUAACCUUGGCUGAGUUGGGCUGGAAAUUUUCCAGAUAUUAUCCUGCCAUUUCCCCUCUCCCCCAGGACCAUGGUGCUUGGGAUGCUUGGUAAAGUCAUAGGCAGCCAGUGCCACAAUUCUCCAGUGCUGUGGUUGAGGAACUCAGCUGCCAGGGACAUAAUUCUGGCUGCUACUGGUUUCUCUGGCCCAUAUCCCCUCUCUCCAUCUGGCUUGGUUUUGCCCAAUGACGAAGUACUCAGGUUCUGUGCCUACAGCAUUUCCAGAUCUAUAUGACUUUACUCCUCUACAGGGCCUCAGCCCUAAAAAGUUCCAUUGCCACCUUAUCUUUAGGGAAUGCUGGGGCUUGGCCAUUGCUUUUUGUUCUACUACUGAGGCCGAACAGGGCAGCCUCUCCCUGUUGGCUCAAAAGGGGCUCACAAUCUACUACUUCUUUUCCUGUCCCAAGCUUCCUCCUGUCCUCUGAGUAUAAUUUAAGCCUGGGAGUGGAGCAGCUUUUUCUUUUCUUGGUAGCAUUGAUCUUGGCAGAAUUAGGGGUAUUGCUGUCCUGCCCUUCUUCUGCCCACUCCCAGUGUUCGCACCCUCCUUCCCUCCCCCACCCACUCCUUCCUUGUCUAGUCUGCCUCUGUUCUGCUGAGGAGGAACAAUCUUCUGGGAGGGUAAAGGUAGAUACAAGGAAAGGUACCUAACAGGGCCUUUUUCUUUUGCCCUUUUAAGGCAAGCAGGGGCCUUUUGGCCGAAGACUAGGCCCAGAGCCAGCUUAGCUCCAUUUGUAACUGCCUUGUGACUCUGGUUUAAUUACCCAUCUCCUGUGUGUUGUAGUAGCACAGCCCUCAUCCUGCUCUGAAUUUACUACUGAGUCUAGCAAUGCCUAGCUGGCUUAAAAGCACUCCUUGUCUGCACUGGAUGUCAGUAUUUUAUGUAAGGGGGUAGAGUGGAUGUGCACAUGUAAAAAGAGAGUGAAUUUAACCAGGCCUGGCCUAGCCAGAAAGCAGGGAUUCAGUCUCUGCCCCCUGCCCUGCCCUCUUUGCCUUGUCCCCUCUGGGGUUCUAGGGGCCUAUGAUUCCACAGGUGGGUCUUUCCUCUCCUUUCAGCCAGUCUUUGUACACAUGGUUGAAAUUAGCACAGUUCACUUUGUAAUUAACCAGAAUAAUUACUUUCUUGUCUGAUAAAUGGGACUCAAUAAACGGCACUAGAGAAA